AAGCAACUAGCCAACCAGCCAGACAGCCAGCCAUUCAGUCAGCUCCAGAUGCCCUGUCAUAGCAAAACUGCGGAAUAAAGAGUAGUGAUAAAAAGAAAAGGAAAAAUGAAACACAAAUUGCGGCAACAUAGCAUUGGUUCAGUGUUUACAAUGUCGAAAAAUGACAAAAACAAAUCGGGCGGCGGCCUCUUGGAAAGCUGGUUUGGCCGCCCAAAAGCCAAAGGCAACAACUACAGUACCGGUACGCUGUCGGGACGACCCACAUCUACAGAUGGCGAGGUUGCCUUCGAUAUACAAGAACUGGAAAAGACCAUACGGGCUCUGAGCGACUCCGAAGUGGAUGCCAAAUUUAUGGAAAUUCUGGAAGAUAUGAAUAUACCCAAGGAUAAACGGGGGCCACUGCUAUCGAAAUCGAUAACAGAACGUCAGAAAAUGAUUUUCAUGCAUUUGAAAGGUAAAAAUUCCCUCGAACAUCGUGCCAAUUCGAAAUUCGAAAAACCUCUCGACUACAUUGAGUACCUGCGAAAUGGCGAACACAGUGAACCAAAAAUCUAUGCCUGCCUGGAAAGUUUACGUGUUGCACUCACAAAUAAUCCACUGUCGUGGAUUAAGGAAUUCGGAGAGGAUGGCAUCGAUGAGAUUAUCAAUUUGAUGCGACGCUGUAAAAAGGAACGAACCUUGGAUCGCAUCGAACUGGAAUGCAUACGUUGCCUCAAGGCCAUAAUGAAUAAUACAUGGGGAUUAAAUUUGGUCCUAACGCCAGAUCAACAUACGGUUGUAUUGCUACUGGCACAAUCGCUUGAUCCCCGCAAGGUGACCACAAUGUGUGAGGCUGUAAAGCUAUUGGCCUCAUUCUGUUUGGUACCCGAACGCAACGGCUAUGACAAGGUUCUGAGGGCCAUUACAACGGCAGCCUCAACAUCGUACAAAUCAAGUGAACGCUGGCCCAUUGUCGACUCGCUGUUCAUAUCGGAAAAAUAUGAUCCGCGUCGUGAGUUGGCCUGUCACAGUUUGAUUUUCAUCAAUACCCUCACAAACACCCCCAGCGACUUAAAUUUCCGCCUCCAUCUGCGCUGUGAAAUCAUGCGUAUGGGUCUGUACGCGAAAUUCGACGACUUCAAGAACAUGGUGGAGGCGAGCAACAAUGACUCGCUGAAACAACAUUUUAAGAUUUUCAAUGAGAUACGUGAGGACGAUUUCGAGGAGUUUAUCCAGCGAUUCGACAAUGUCAUCUAUAAUAUGGAUGAUGUGACGGACUGCUUUGAGGUUGUGAAGAAUUUAGUUACCGAUACACCUGCAGAACCCUACUUCCUGUCGAUAAUGCAGCAUUUGCUGUACAUUCGCGAUGACUUCUACUACCGGCCAGCCUAUUAUCAAUUGAUCGAGGAGUGCAUAUCGCAAAUUGUCUUUCACAAAGGUUACUGUGAUCCGAAUUUCGAAAAUCGAAAUUUCAAUAUCGAUACCUCAUUGCUGUUGGAUGAUAUCGUGGAAAAGACGAAGGCCAAAGAGUCGCAACGUGCCGAAGAGUAUGAGAAGAAAAUCGAGCAAUUGGAAAAUGCCAAACAGGAGGCUGAAGCCAAGGUUGCGCUGUUGGAGGAGAAAAUCAAAGAUAUGGAGAAGAAUGGUAUUGCGGCUCCAUCGCCAAGUAAACUGCCGAAGGUGAAUAUUCCCAUGCCACCACCGCCGCCAGGAGGAGCAAGAAUGCCAGCACCGCCACCACCACCUCCUCCACCGGGUAUGGGAGGGGGUCCGGGCGGUCCACCACCUCCGCCACCACCAAUGCCCGGUAUGGGUGGUAUACGUGGUCCACCACCGCCACCUAUGCCUGGCAUGGGUGGUCCUCCUCCACCUCCCAUGCCGGGUAUGGCCGGAGGUCCGCGACCACCACCAAUGAUGAUGCCCAUGGCGCCAGUCUUGCCACAUGGCCUUAAACCCAAAAAGAAAUGGGAAGUAAAGAAUCCCAUGAAACGUGCCAAUUGGAAAGCCAUUGUCCCACAAAAGAUGUCGGACAAAUCAUUUUGGGUCAAGUGUGAAGAGGAUAAACUGGCCUCCGAUGAUUUGCUUGCCGAACUUGCUAUUAAAUUCUCCUCCAAACCCAUCAAAAAGGAUCAAAAGGAUAGCGUCGAUAAGCCAUCUACGCUGACCAAGAAGACAAUUGAUUUGCGUGUUUUGGAUGGUAAAUCGGCCCAGAAUUUGUUGAUUCUUUUGGGUGGCUCCCUCAAGCAUUUGUCCUAUGAACAAAUCAAGAUAUGUCUUUUACGCUGUGAUACCGAUAUUUUGUCUUCCAAUAUUCUGCAACAAUUGAUACAAUAUCUACCGCCUCCAGAGCAAUUGAAACGUUUGCAAGAAAUCAAGGCCAAGGGAGAACCACCGCCCAUCGAACAGUUUGCAGCGACAAUAGGUGAAAUUAAACGUCUCUCGCCACGUUUGCAUAAUCUCAACUUUAAGCUAACCUUUAACGACAUGGUCCAAGACAUCAAGCCAGACAUUGUGGCCGGCACCGCGGCCUGUGAAGAGGUGCGCAAUAGCAAGAAAUUCUCCAUUCUAGAACUAAUACUGCUCAUGGGCAAUUACAUGAAUUCGGUCAAGAAUGAAUUGGCGUACGGUUUUGAAAUUUCCUAUCUGACAAAAUUGACAAACACCAAGGAUACCGAAAAACACACACUGCUACACUAUUUGGUCGAUGUGGUGGAAAAGAAAUUCCCCGAUGCCCUGACAUUCUACGAUGAUAUGUCACAUGUCGAUAAAGCGUCUCGAGUCAAUUUGGAUACAAUACAAAAAUCGAUGCGACAAAUGAAUUCAGCCGUUAAAAAUCUAGAAACCGAUUUACAAAAUAACAAAGUGCCACAAUGUGAGGAUGAUAAGUUUGCGGAAGUAAUGAGUAAAUUUGCGGGCGGAUGUCGACAGCAAGUGGAUGUGUUGGGUAAGUGGAUUAGUGGCUAAGUUUAACUUUCACUC
Messenger RNA from Musca domestica (house fly), 2958 nucleotides. Its product is annotated as protein diaphanous. Gene Ontology annotation, molecular function: actin binding; small GTPase binding; microtubule binding. Gene Ontology annotation, biological process: actin filament polymerization; actin cytoskeleton organization. NCBI's taxonomy places the organism in Eukaryota, Metazoa, Arthropoda, Insecta, Diptera, Muscidae. Gene Ontology annotation, cellular component: cytoplasm; actin filament. The record is from RefSeq and is a predicted model, not a curated record.